This is a messenger RNA of Adineta ricciae, 1524 nucleotides long. The record is from the annotation of a GenBank genome assembly. Lineage: Eukaryota; Metazoa; Rotifera; Eurotatoria; Adinetida; Adinetidae.
AUGGAAGAGAACAAACAACAACAAGAAGAGGAAUUGCUCAUUUUAAGGUCAAUUCUAGGCGAUGCAGUUACUGAUCUAGGCGAUGAAAAUGAUCGAUGUGAAGUCGAUAUUGAAUUUCAGUUACCUUCACCAUUUCUUCUGCGUCUUAUCGACAAUUCUAACGAACUAUGCACACAAAUUCAAAACCUUCCGCCAUUAAUUCUAACGGUGAACUUUCAUGAUCAAUAUCCGUCGUCGACUGAUUCGCCAACAUUCGUUCUGUCAUCGUGUUAUCUUCCUAGACAAUAUUUGGCAAUUAUGUGUCACAAAUUAGAUCAAAUUUGGCAAGAGAAUCUCAGUCAACCGAUUGUCUAUCAAUGGGUUGAAUGUCUCAAGGAACACUUUCUAUCGUCGAAUGAACUUCGUUUAACUACUGAAGAGAUCGAUGACGAAAACGAUGAACCACGAGCAAUGUCCAGUUACGAACCAAAACAAGCGUCAGCUAUCUACGAUCAAUUGAUCGCCCAUAAUCGCGAAAAAGAGGACGAAAAGUUUCUUCUUGAAUAUCAUGAAUGUCCAAUUUGUACAUCAAAUAACAUUCCCGGACGGGAUAUGAUACGCUUACACAAAUGUCAUCACGUAUUCUGUCGACAAUGUCUUCAAGAAUAUGCUGUAUUACAUAUUAAUGCCGGUUCCGUUGAAUGGUUACUUUGCCCUGAUGCUCAGUGUCAAUUAUCUAUGUUACCAUCAGAAAUCAAACUGAUGGUUAAGGAUAAUAGUUUAUAUGAAAAAUAUGAACGAUUGCUGUUGCAGAAAACAUUUGAUCAAAUGUUGGAUAUCGUUUGGUGUCCUAGAUGUCAAAUACCGGUUAUCGCUGGAGGCGAAAAUGACAAUCUGGCUCUUUGUGAACAAUGCCGAUUUCCGUUUUGUAAGAAAUGCAAGAAGACUUAUCAUUCGGAAACUAUGUGUGGCAGAGAACUUGAAAUGGCUUUAUUGAAAGCUCAUCGACGUAAAUUACGUCAAAGUCUUCAAGCUCACAAACUAUCAGCAGAAGAAAGUCAAGAGCUUCUAAAGGAAUUUCUUGCCGUUGCGAAAAUAGAGAACACAACACGUCUGUGUCCUAAUCCACUUUGUCGAACACCUAUUGAGAAAAAUCAAGGAUGCGAUCAUAUGUUUUGUACUCGUUGUCAAAGACAUUUCAAUUGGAGUGACGCGAAAGAUGAAACAGCUGCGACGAAAGCUCUCUUUGACGAUGCCGGACAAAAUGUCGAUCAAAUUCUCAAUUUAAUAUUACGUGAACCAACUGAAGGAGAUCUCGAUUCAAAUGAUUUCGAAUCUUCCACAUUAAAAGUGGUGUCUGGCCUUUUCCUCUCUCGUACUAAAAUGUGUCCAUAUGAAAAAUGUGGCAAAGUUCACGUGAAGUAUGGUGCAAAUAACUACGCUAUUUGUCAAUAUUGCAAACGCGGUUUUUGUUUUCGAUGUCUUCGCCCUUUGAUCAACGACAGAACUCAUUUUGGACGUGCAUGUAAACAGUAUUCAGAUUAA